Molecule: messenger RNA, 2609 nt
Organism: Myotis myotis
Lineage: Eukaryota; Metazoa; Chordata; Mammalia; Chiroptera; Vespertilionidae
Product: zinc finger protein OZF-like
Exons: 5
Coding region: 299-2023 (574 amino acids)
Source: RefSeq, a predicted model, not a curated record
ACUGAGGUGAGAGGAAUCCAGACAUCUUGGCCAAGGGCGCCUCCUGCCUGGGCGCGAGGAUGGGGUGCGGCUCAGCGCCGUGGCCCCGGUCAAGCCUAAAGGACCAGGGACGGGGGGAGCCGCCCCCUCGGCCGCCGCCCGCUGCCCGCGCCCGCCCCGCCCUCAGAGUCCGCGGGCGGCGGCUGCGCCCGGGUGCCCGGCUGAGGACCGCGUGACCUUUGACGACGUGGCCGUGUACUUCUCCCGGGAGGAGUGGGGGCUCCUGGAUGAGGCUCAGAGACGCCUGUACCAGGAGGUGAUGCUGGAGAACUUGACCCUUGCAUCCUCUGUGGGUUACUGCUGUGGAGCAGAGGAUGCACAAGCAAACUGUGAACGGAGUGUUUCUGCAGGAGUGUCACGGGCCCGCUCUUCCAGGGCUGCUCUGUGUUUCCGCAAGACCCACUUCUGUGAGAGCUGUGGUCCAGUCUGGAGAGACAUAUUCCAUUUGCCUGCGGACAAAGGAACUCCACACAGCCAGAACGUGGUCAGGUGUGGGGUAUGUAGGACACGAUUUCAUUUUAGAGCAAACCUCCAAAAACACCAGAAAAAGAGAAAAAAUUAUUUCACCUGGCGAGAAUAUAAGAAACCGUACAGGCCCAGGUGGACACGUGCUCAGGACCAAAAUGUUCGCACUGCAAGACCGUGUUUUAUGUGCAGUGCAUGUGGGAAAACAUUCAGGGAUCAGUCCUCAUUCGCUGUUCACCAGAGAGUGCAUCCAGGUAAAAGCCUUCCCGUGUGUGGCCAGUCUUUUAGGCGAACCUCAACCCUCAGUCAGCAUCAAAGAUUUCACUGUGGGCCAAGGAAGUACAAGUGCGGCAAAUGUGGGAAGUCCUUUCACCCAAAAUCUGUGCUCAUUUAUCUCUGGAGAAGUCACGCUGGGGAAAAAUGUGACCUGUGCCGUGAAUGUACGCCAUCUUUUAGCCGGAGAUGCAUCCUCAUUCGACAACGGACCGUUCACUCUGGGGAAAGGCGUUACGAGUGCACGCAGUGUGGGGAGUCCUUUAGAAGAAAAUUUUACCUCAUUCUGCAUUGGAGAGUUCACACUGGAGAAAGGCCCCAUGAAUGCCGUGAGUGUGGGAAAUCUUUCACCAGGAGAUCAGUCCUUACUCUACACCGGAGAGUGCACACGGGAGAAAGGCCUUCCCGGUGCAGCAAAUGCAGGAGAACCUUUCCCGGUAGUUCCAUACUCAUUCUACACCAGAGAGCACACACAGGAAAAAGGCCUUAUGAGUGCAGUGAAUGUUGGAAAUCCUUUAGCCAACAAUCUUACCUCAGUCGGCACCAGGUAAUUUACAGUGGAAGACAGUCUUAUGAAUGUAGUGAAUGUGGGAAAGCUUUUUCAUCUGCUUUCAUCCUCAGUCGUCAUCAGAGAGUCCACAGAAAAGAAAGACCUCAUCAGUGCAGUGUAUGUGGGAAAUCUUUUAUCCUAAGACAACAACUUCGUAUACACCAGAGGGUUCACACGGGAGAAAGGCCUUACCAGUGUAGCGAAUGUGGGAAGUGUUUUAUUGCCAACCAUAUCUUUAACUACCACGAGAAAAUUCACACUGGAGAAAGGCCUUAUCAGUGCCAUGAAUGUGGGAAGUCUUUUAUUUCCAAAUCCAACCUCACGCAACAUCAGAGAAUACACACAGGAGAAAGACCUUUUGCGUGCAGCGACUGUGGGAAAUGCUUUUUCCGAGGCCACCAACUUCGCACCCACAAGCGAGUUCACACAGGAGAGAGGCAUCAGUGCAAUGAAUAUGAGAAAUCUUUUUCAUCCGGUUUUAAUCUCAGAAAUCAUCAGAGGGAUCACACAGGAGAAAAUCACACAGGAGAAAAGCCUUAUGUGUGCACUGUAUGUGGGAUCUCUUUCACCACCCAGAGGAAGCUUCGCUAUCAUCGGGCAGUGCACACUGGAGAUGGGCCCUAUGAGUGCUGUGAAUGUGGGAAAUCUUUUACCUCUUGUUACUCCUUCCGGAAUCAUCAGAGAAUUCAUACAUAAGCAAAAAGUCUUAUGUCGAGCAUGUGGCAAAUCUUUUUCAUCUGGCUCCGGCCUCCGUUAUCAUCAGAGUGUUCACACUGGGUUAAAGCCUCAUGCAUGCAGCGAGUGUGAGAAAUCUUAUCUUAAGCACUCCGAACUCAUUCAGCAUCAAAGAAGUCACACAGGAGAAAGGCCUUAUGUGUGCAGUGAAUGUGGGAAAUCCUUUAUGCGGAAACCUCACCUUCGUGUACACCAACGGGUUCACACAAGAUAGAGCCUUCACGAUUGCAGUGCAUGUGGGAAAAGCUCUAAGGAUAGUUCCCAGUCCAGUUGACAAUGGAGAGCUCACACCGGAGUCUUCAUCCAUUUUCCUGGUCUACCUGGGGGUUGCUUGGCUGCAGCAGGACACAGAAUUGCACCCGGAGGUGUGAGGAUGAAUGGGUAUUUUCUGAGCCUCAAAGUCUUCCUGGAAGCCAAAGAGAAGAGAUGAGGGAUCGGUCUCCCCACACCUCAGAUCAUGCGAACUGGGUGGAAAUCCCAGAUCUUCAACAGUCAACCGAGAAAGCAGAGAGGAAGGGAGAGGGAUAGAGAGCUAGAAACAUCGAUG